UAAAUGCACUUUUUUCUCUGUAAAUUUUCAUCUUCUUUGUAAUUUUGUUGACUUUAUAACCGUUCAGUUAGUGUCUGCUUGCUGUUUUCUUUUUUAUGAAGGGGAAUAUAAAUAUUCAUUUUGCCAUCAAAGUAACAUGUCUUCACUAGUAAGUCAUUGGAAACGAUUUAUAUCAGCCUGUUCUACCCCUGCUACUUCUGUUGGUGGUAAUAGUGGGCCUUAUUUGGCGUCAAAUUCGAGUGGAAGUGGUAGCAGUGGUGUUACACCUGCAUCACAGAAUUCCUUUCAAAAAUCUUCAGUUGAGUGGGAAUGUCUUAAUGAGACAGUGAAUUUGCUCUUGAAAACAUGUCCAGCAUCACGAUCAGCUAUUUUAGAUCAUUUAGCUCCACUCUACAUUGACUAUUUUGUCACUUGGUGGCAUGUCAAUUCUGGGACUGCUACUAAUCGUAAUAUAAACUUCGAAAGUCAAAAUUUGCAUAAAGCUGAAAUUGUACUUCAGGGAUUGCUUAAAACGAUUAAUUCACUGAUCACUUAUAAAGGGGUGACUGAUCAUCUCCUUGGAGCAGUUUGUUCUUGGUGUCUUGUGUUAAUUCGACCUGUAUGCACUGCUCCACCAACCCAAUUAUUAUCAAACUUGAUGGACUUGCUUGGAUCACGUAGUCGACAACAAAGUGGUAGUAAAUCAUCUUCAACAUUGGGUAGAACUUUGAAUAACAAUUUAAUAUCAACUAGUCGAAAAACUUUGCACAAAUCUGGAAUGCACAAUAUUUCAAGUACUGAUAAUAACAUUAAUGAUCGUAACAGAUUGAAUAUUAUAAAAGGUACUAAUUAUCGAUAUGGUAAAAAACACAGAUCUGACCUGCAUUCAUUGUCGUCGUUUUCACCCACGUCCACAUCCUGCCACCAACUAAUCAUAGUGUCAGAUUCUGAUUCAUGUUCAAUUUCUAGUAGUGAUGAAGAAAAUGAGUUAGUGGGGGUAAGUGGUGUCGAUGUAGUGGUCAGUGUUAAACGUAACGAUGGGACGUUGCCUUCUGCCAAUAUCUGUUUUGAUACUAGUGAUGCCAGUGAGUUCAAAUCACUUUCUACAAAUUCAGACACCCGAGAUCGAUCUGAUGAUAAUAAACUAAAUAGUAUUAGCUGUAAUACGCGAAAUAUUGGUUUGGAUUCAAAUGAUCAAAUAUUCAGUUCAUUGAGAAAACAGGAUUGUAAUUCUGUUGGUGGCAAUACCAUCGAUUUGGAUUUUGGUUCCACUUCCGCUGUGAAUCAGCAAAUUUUAGGACUUUGGGUCAAAUGUCCUGUACUAAUUGACUUACUAAAUAUUGCAUGUAAUUGUUUAUUGUGUCCAGAUAUUCGACUGAGUUCAGUGCAAGCUUUAUUGGCCUCCUCCACUGUACCAAUAUGGGAUAAUUCUUUAGAAAAUUCUAAACAUUGCCAUUUAUUGGCUAAUUCUGUAUUACCGCAUUGGAUAGUAAUUUGGCUAUUAUAUCAAGCAACUAGUCGAAAUAACCUAAUGUCAACAGGAAUACAAAAGUUGAAUGAACUAUGUAGUUUAAUAUUGACAUCUGUACUGCAUCCAUUCAGGCCAAAUGUUCUUCAGUGUACGCUGUUACCAGAUACAUUGGGUGGAUACUUUUAUCAAAGUAAUUUUGAUUUAGAUUUCUGGAUCACAGUGUGUUUAACGCACUUGUUGUUUCUUGGUGAUUCAGUCCCAGAAUUUCUUGGUGAUUGGCUACGCACCAAACUGGAACCACUUUCUGCGUAUGCUUUGCUCAUAUCAAAUGAAGCUUCAUUGGACAAUGAUAAUGUUAAUAAACAAAAUCCUUUAACUCAACAAACGAGAUUGUUGAACCUUAUAAUUAAUCUAAGUCUUAUAUCAGUGCCUAUUCCACCACAAUCUCCAUCAGACCAACAAAUACCCAUAAAUAAUGUUCUUUCAACGACUGAAUUAACUAUGGACCAUCACCCUUGGAGGUACUCUCAUCUUCCGAAAGGUUUUAAUUACGGUAUGACACCCGGCUCUUGUCGUCCGCCUUGUGUGAUAAAAGAAGUGGAUUGCAAAUCAAUACCAUCUCAUUUCAGCGUACCACAUAUGCCACCACGAAACAUGAAUCCGAUGUUACCAACUCUAUGUCAUCUCCCACUUCCAUUAAAUAAUAUGCUGAAUUCAAACCUGCCGACAGGACAAUCAAAUUUUACUCCACUUCGAUCUAGUUUUUCUCAACAGUUUGAAAUUCCUGUUCGUCGUCCACCACCAUUACUUCAAGUUCCGGUUAGCAUACCUUCUAAUCGUUCUACUUUAAACGAUUCUCAUCCUAUGAUGACUGGUGCUGUACUACUGUUCAGCGAACGUCAGUCAAAUAAUUAUCUUCCAGCUAGUCGUCAACCAACUUCUCUUCUAUGGAUUCUUAGUUUAGUUAGACGUAUUAAAUCUGUUACAUUGUCUGUUAUAAUUGAUAAUUUUAUAACACUUACUCCAUUUCAAUUAUUUGCGUUGUUUCAAAAUCAACAUGAAUUUACUUAUCAGUCAGCUGCUAGAAUGAUUGAACUUCUAGUUAAAAGUAUAUUGCAAGCCCCAGUUGGUUCAAAUGUUGAACGUCUAUUGAUUUAUUUGGUAAAUGUUUGUGAGUCGGAAUCAUCUCAGUUGUGUAGUACAUCUACAUCUAGUGUUAUUCCCACUACCACAUCGACAACAUCGAGUGAUUUUGAAGAUGUCUAUUGUUCUGAUGCUAAAAGACCUAAGUUGAAUUCAGAUGACCAACUAUCCCAACGUUAUCAAUCUUUAUUAGAAUAUCAUAAGUUUUUCAACAAUUUCUUAUCAUAUUGUCGUGAGAUUUUAAGAAUUCUUUGUGAUACUGCAAUCUUUCUAACUUAUUCAUCUUCAGAAACGGCUGAUUCGUUAGAUCGUGGCGGUUGUGAAGGUCUACUUCGUGCAGCUCUACGCCUAAGCAAUCCUCCACCACCUCCAUUGUUUUAUAAUAAAAUCAUUAAUAUUACUACCACAACCAAUAUCAAUGAUACUAAUAUCACUGUUUCAAAUGACGAAUUGAGUUGUAAAUUUUUACCAUUCUCAAAUUUAAAAUGUUAUUUAUUUCAAAAGUUGGUCAGUGGAAACAGUUUGCAAAAUAGUUCAUGUGCUCAACUAAUUUUAAGUUUAGGAUUUACAUUGGAUCCAAGUUUAAUUGAAUAUUUAUUAUUCUAUCUAUGCUGCUGGAGUUCUGUAAAAACGAAAACCGAUCCCAAUGAAAAUUCAUAUACGUCACGAGUAUCAAUGAAAUCCGCCAAAUCAUCAUCAUUUGCACAACUUACCUUUUGUCCACUAAUGUUAUUCUUUCCUGUAUUAAAUGAAAUACAAACCAUCUGGGUAGCUAGAACAUCUUCACGACCGCCACCAUUAACGGCAACAACUACCGGCUCAUUGACGAUUCCUCCAGUUCAACCUACCGAUGCACUAGUAACUGAUGUUCUUCGUCCGUCAAUCUUCCCAAUUAUGUCGAUACGUCAUAAAUAUUUACUAAUGAGUAGUCACCGAAUGGAUUCAAAUAAUAAUGCUUUAUCAUUUCUUUACCCAAAUGGUGUCCUGUACAUACACCAACUUCUUGCCAAUAAAUACUUCCCUCUGUUAUGGUCUAGUUUAGAAAAGGGUGAUCGUGAAUUUCGCAUUUCGGUAUUACGUAAUCUGCUAUGGUUAGUGAAUAAGGAGUUUAUUUUAAUUGGGAAGAAUUCUGGUCACCCACGCAUUCUAUUUGCUUUGGGAGCACAACUAGAGGAAAUUGUGAAGAUGAUGCUGAAAAAUGUUGAUCUUCAAUGUUUAGACUUGCUGCUGAGUCUUUGUGAAUGUAUAUUCUGUACAUUUCGAUUUCUUCCAACUAAUCAUUUGGCACCUUCAACAACCACCACACUUAAUCAAUCUAUGAAGCUAAGUGAAUCAAGUCAUUAUUACCAUUUGACACGGUUUCGUGAUGGAUUAAAAAACUCUGGGGUAUUAAAGACUAAUGGUCGUUUACACUGUCAUUAUGGUAGCCAUCAAACAUUCGGUUUAAUACUUCUAUCACCUACCCAGUGUAUGCAAUUAGCUAAUAGUUUUGUACAGUUAACAUCUCGAUUGAUAUUCAUGAUGAAUGAUGCACACUUACCCAGUGAAUCAUCAUCAUUGCCUUCGUGUAACCAUUUGUAUGUAUUUGGUCGAUUUCGAAAUCUACUGAAUUUAUUAUUCACCACUAUUCAAUCAACAAUUUUCCGUUCAGCUAUGAUGAGAUUAAUACCAAAAGUGAUAUUGUCUAGUCGUUUAAAUCCGUACAUGGAUGAUUUAUUGAAAAAUAAUAUACCUACAAUGGAUUAUUUCAGUGGUGAUCUAUUCGAUUCAAAUCUUUCAUAUUUACCAUCAAAUUGUUUUAUCAAUACGCGAAGGAAUAAUGCACAAAUAUCAUCACAGUUCUGUAAUGAUAACUCAAUGGUGUUAACCAAUAAUCCACCAAAGAAAAUUGGUCAUUUAUUUGAUGAUCAGAAUGAUCUGAUUCGUGGUCAAUUGAAACCUAGAAUUAAUAAUAAUAAUACUGUUACUCGGAAAGAGUUUAGCAGUACACGGAUACUGACUCGUCGAGGUCCAGGUGAGAGUUCACUUGGACUUGGUUAUCAUUCUACUGAAAAUAAAAUGCUGAUCAUGAGUAAUAAUGAUGAAUUAUAUACAACAAGCUAUCAGCUCUCUGGUUGGUUACACUGGUUAAAUUUUAUUCGUUUCAUCAUCAUUGAUGAUAGACAUCUUUAUCAUUUAUGCAAUGUCGAGUUUCGAAAUCCUUCAAUUUGUUCUAAUGGAAUCUCUACUACCUAUCAAUUUAGUAAUUGUUUUGAUUUACAAUUACAACAGAUAAAUCUUGUAAAUAAUCACCAGUUAAUUUCUGGUUUGGAAGAUGUUGUUAUUCAGGGCGCUGGUAUUCAUUUACCUCAAACAUCAAUUACAACUUUAUCGUAUCCGUCAUUGAAUUUUGUAUUACCUCCAAGUGGUAUCAGUUUAGAACGUGUUCUAAGCAUACUCUCAUUUUUUUGUCCUGAAGUGAAACAACUUAUGUCUGGUAACAACAACUUGAGUACUGUAUUGGCUAAUGCUAGUAGCAGUAAUAAUGGCAAAUUAUCAAUCCAUCCUCGAAAUAAAUUAGUUCAACUUCCUUCACAAGGUGUUUUAGAAUUGUCAGUUGUUUUGAGCAAAAUGAAUUUGAAAACUUACGGAUUACCUCCGUUAUAUCAUCCUUUACCUGUGUAUGCAUCGUAUUUCACAGAAUCUUCUGUUCUAAACUUUUUAGAUCCUAUGUCAUUAUUAUCAACACCGAAAAUUGUGUUAGGUCUUCUAAUGGGUUUGGAAGCUGUAUGGGCUUCACCUCUUGCACCUAGAAUUUCAAUACCAAUGGGAAUAAAAUGUUUAACAAAAAUGGAUAAUGGCACCUAUGUGGAGCAAGCAUUUCCAGUGCUUGGAGCAUCUGAUGUUUGUAAUACACAUGCUCGUAAAAUCACCGUAGAUUAUGCUUAUCGUAGACUGGAUACUAAUUCAACUAUAUUUAAAUUCACAAGUAAAUUAUUGUUUUGCCUUAUGGAGGUAUGCUGUCUGCAAGACUGCCUAGAGAAAAUACAACAACGAGAACAGCAACAGGAACAAACGAAUAAAAAAUCGUUUGUAAGUGAUCGUUCUCCAAGGGAACAGCUACUACAGCAAGCAGAUAAGAAUCACCAGCAGAAUUUCAUAACACAAUGGUGUUCACCACUAGACUGUUUAUUACGUUGUCUUACACCAAGAGAAUUUGCCAUUCUCGUAUCAGAUAUUCGUCGAAAUCUCCGACUUCGUAUAGCAUUCUAUCAUAUUAAACAACGAAAAGCGAUUGAUAUGCUUUACCCUGAGAACUCUGGUGUUGGUAGUGAUCAAUUACCCUUAGCAAUGACGCUAAAUCCACUUCCACCGACUCCAGCAUUUAUUACACCUGGUCUACUCAUUGCUCUAAUUCAAGCUCAUCUGAUGGAAGAUGGUAUUGCUGAUUGUUUAGGUCCAUUAAUUCAUUCUAUGGAAGUGUUAACUCAAUGUCCGACUGCAACUAAACAACGAUUAGUUGAUGAACAUAAGAAACCACACCACAACAGUAGUACUAAUUGUCCUUCAGAAAAGCAAUCGUUAUCUAAUUCCAAAAUAAUUAAAGCUGAUGACAGCGAUAUUGUGAAUGCUGAUAAUGGAGAUAGGGAGGAUAUAAUAGAAGACCAGGAUACUAUCUUUGAAGAAAUUAAUGUGAAUGGAGAGGAAUUUGUAAUCGUAAAAUAAAUAUAAUCAAAAAAGUAAAUAAAUAUGUUGUAAAAGUUUAAUAAUAUGUCUACUGUUUUAUCUUACAUAUUCUUCUGUUUACCAUUUGUAUAUAUACAACAGUGUUUAAAAGAUUAUGUACAUUAUUUUAAAGGAAAAAAUAGUAAUCCUUUUAAACAGUUUUAUUGACUUCUAUAUUUUUACGCAACAAAUAAAACAUUUAAUUAAUUGU
This is a messenger RNA of Schistosoma curassoni, 6509 nucleotides long. The record is from the annotation of a GenBank genome assembly. NCBI's taxonomy places the organism in Eukaryota, Metazoa, Platyhelminthes, Trematoda, Strigeidida, Schistosomatidae.